AGCAAGGCACCCACUAAGACCGUCUCUCGGUUGUCUUCCCCGCGCUCUCGUCCACCCUCUCCUGUUUCCCUCCAUCACACCCUCGCCAACCCAUUUCGCGACACUCGACGCGUUCGCUGUAGGAAUCGUCAGCUUGCUGUCACAACGUGAGACGCUUUCAAAACUGCGCAGCAAGUUUUCAGGCCGAAGCCUUCGAUAUUGUCACUCUGUCUUCAUAGUAGCGUCUCGUUCGGUCAGCCUCCCCCAAUCCGUGCCUCACGUGGAAUCCCCUUCUCGCCCCUUCUCCCCUUCCCCCGCCUCCUCCGAGUAGCGGUCUCAGUACCCCUCCUCGCCCUUAUCCGCACUGGUAUUCCCCGCCGUCAUCCUCUGUCCCCUAUCGAACCCAAGGACGCCGAUGAUGCCACUCCUUCUCGCCAAAUCGCCGUCGCAUGUGCCGUCGCCGUCGUCGCGUUCCGUCCUCGCUGUCGCUCUCCUCCUCCUUCUCGCCUCGCCCGUUCUUCCCAUCGUCGGCGGCUCCAGCGCCGCUGUUUCCUCGUUGACAGAUCGACGGACUCUGUUAUCGGCUGCCACGUCAGCGCAGCUGACGGAGAUUCAGGGCGCGCUGGCGGCGCUGGCGGAAAGCCCGGCGUUCCUCCUCAUGGCGUCGCAGUCAGAUCUGGUUACCACACUGCGCGACAUUCUCCAGGGCAACAAAAAGGCGACGAUCCUCAUGCCCCUGCCGAACGCCAUGGAUGCUGCUGUGGGAGGGGCGGUGUCAGUCUGUAACGGGUACAACGCAGAGGACACUACGCUCUAUCAAAUCAUUGAUGGAUACAAGUCAAAUGCGGAUCUGCUAGCAGAUGCUCCCGGCACUCAGUACAACACGCUGCUUCCAGGAAAGUACCUGGUGAAGAACAGUGCGAGCAAUUCAACCCACGUGGUGCUGCAGUCGCCAUCCAACGAGCGCAACGCAACCAUUGUGUACCCCAACCUGUACAAGGGGACAUCUUUCUAUGUACAUGGCAUCAAUAACAUCCUGGUAGCAGACAAGGCAUGAACGGGGCUGACUUGACAUGUAUACGGUAUACCCCACAUGUGCAAGGGCAGGCCCCUCUUCUUGGUGCUGCAGUCGCCGUCCGACGAGCGCAAUGCGACUAUAGUGUACCCCAACCUGUACAGAGGCAAGUCGUUACAUGCUCGGGGUUAGCAACAUCCUGGUAGCAGACAAGGCUUGAAUGAGUGACAUGUGGACAAGGCGUGAGUGAGUGGCAUGCGGACUGAAAGAAUUUGAAAGGUGGUGCAGGAGACACAAGUACUUGAAGUAGAAAAUAAUGUCAACUUAUAUAUAUGAUCUAUGUAGAAGUUAUAGGCUAGUCUAGGUGUGUGUUUCUAGCGAGUACAACCCAACAGGUAUAUGUUCUAGGUUUCUCCUUCUAGUAAAGCAUUAACGUAAUC
Molecule: messenger RNA, 1434 nt
Organism: Closterium sp. NIES-67
Lineage: Eukaryota; Viridiplantae; Streptophyta; Zygnematophyceae; Desmidiales; Closteriaceae
Source: the annotation of a GenBank genome assembly